Lolium perenne is the source of this 1748-nucleotide messenger RNA. RefSeq lists its product as uncharacterized. Lineage: Eukaryota; Viridiplantae; Streptophyta; Magnoliopsida; Poales; Poaceae. The record is from RefSeq and is a predicted model, not a curated record.
CUCUCCCCCUCUUAGUGCCCAUCAAGCCUCCGCAUCUACCCUCCUCUUCUCUUUCUGUUGCCAUGGCCGACUCUGCACUUCGGUCGUGGAAGGACCUCGCAGCCGACCUCCUCACCGAGAUAGCCCGCCUCUUACCGUGCCGUGUCGACCGCCUCGGCAUGUCGAUGACGUGCCACGAUUGGUGGCUCGCAGCCAAUCGGCUGCCGCCUCCACGUCAACUCCCGUGGCUCCUCCUCCCGGACACCACCACUUCUCCCAUGAACAUCCGGAGGGUUACCUUUUGCUGUGUCCUUGCCAAGGGCAGCGGAGACACCCACAGCCUCCGCAUCGGGGAAGACACUGGCAAUUCACGCUUCUUCGGCUCCUAUGAUGGUGGUUGGAUCUUGCUCGCCCAUGGGCAGACCGACCACCACAUGCUCACCAACCUCCAUACCAACCGACGAUUAUUCCUCCCAGACUGUGUCUAUUAUGUGUCACCGGUGGGAGGGGCUAUAUUGAAUCCCGUGUCCACAACCAUCCUGGUCGCCACCUUCUCUUCCCCGCCGGGGCAAGACACGCAGUGCUUCGGCGCUGCCAUCAUCGACUCAACGUGGGGGGUCUGUCGCCCGCAACUUGCCUUCUGGAGCAUGGAGGUGGCCAGUGAUCGUCGUCCCGUGGCCAUGGGUUUCUUGAAGAGUUUAUGUGAACCGUGGUCCCGGCCUGAGGAUGUCAUAUAUCACAGAGGAGCUUUCCAUUUCCUAACCGAUGCAGAGCAUGUUGUCGUGUACGACAUAUUCAAGCUCCAAGAAGUUGAAGAAGGUAGGGGUAUAUGUUUGAGGAUUGGUGCGCGCCACCAUGAGUAUUUGAUGCAGGGGGUGCCUCGGAGCUCCACAUCAGUCAUGGCUCGCUACCUCGUGGAGUCCCGCGGGGAAUUGCUGAUGGUCGCGAGAUACGUGGGAAAUUCUCCUACAUGGUUCCCGCACACAGGGGGAUUCCAGGUGUACCAGGCGACGCAGCUCCCCACCAGCACCGGCCAGGUUCAGCUCGCCUGGACCGAGCUGCAUUCGCUGGAUGGAAGGAUGCUGUUCCUCGCUCGGGGAUGCUCCAGGUCCUACGAGGUGGCUGAUUUCCCCGGCUCUGCCUUUGGAGAAGGCAUCUACUUCUUGGAUGACAGGAAAUCCUACGACAUAGACAUGGUGUCCCUCGUAGCACAUGCGGCGCCCCGGCGCUGGUACACAUGCAGUGACAACGGGAUGUGUCGGUGGGUGCAGGGGGAGCCGCGUCUCCAAGUCUUCCGGCGCUGGUUCACCAACAAGCAACAUUCUGACUACUCGCCGCCGAUUUGGUGUAUCCCUUGAGGUCCGUCAGGUGCAGGUUUCAGUUAUGGUGCUCUGGUUAUUUCAUUUUACUAGUUCUUUAUAGAUCGUGGUGUUGAGUGCUACAUUUGCGGAGUAAUCUGUUCUUUCACUGCUGGAGCUUUCAAGACUUGCAGUUUUGUUUUCGAUUGUUGUAUGAUCCGGGCACUUGAUUUCUGUCACAUGGACGCUUAUGAUAUUUCCAGAUUUAGUCGAGAAUAGCCUGAAUGCAGAAUUAGGUGGUGCACACACACGAGUUAUUAGGUGAACCGCGUAACAUCCUCAUCUUUUUUAUCACCGGAUGAAAAUAGCAAGUAUGGUGCUAUGUGUUUAUAGAGUAACAACUUUCCUAUGUUAAUGGUCAGAUCGAACUCGCUGAUGAUUAUAUAGAAUCACAUCUCUGCCUUAAUUGUC